AUGGAGGGCACUGUGAAGGCCAUCGAGGCUGGGGGCAGCAAGCCUCGGCAGCGGCAGCACUUUGUGGAGACGGUGCUGGGCGCCCGGCGCCGGGAGGCCUGCAGUUGGCACAACACGCCGCUGGGUGAAGUUGUCCGCGGCAAUAGCGCCCAGCUGGAGGAGCGAGCGGUCUUGGCGACCAACCUGUACGGUUUGAUGCAUGAGCACUUCAAGAGCAGCGGGGACUUCUUCAAGGUGCUGGACGUGAAUGGCGACGGGGUCAUCCAGCACGAGGAGUUCCAGCGAUCCAUGAAGAAGAUCUUCAAAGGCGCCUUCUCCUCGGAGGAGUGCCGAAAGCUCUUCACCGCAGCGGACAGCCGCGGCCAGGGCAAUGUCACCAGCGAGGACAUCUAUCAACUCCUUCGUCUUGGGGCCAUUGCCACAGGCAAGGAGUUGCCAGAGGCGCCGGGUGCUUACCCCUCCGCUUCGGAGGACCCAGGCAGCCCUGCCGGCGGCGGCAGCAGGCCCGGCACCGCCAGCAGCAGCCGGCCCGGCACCGCUGGCAGCGCUAACCCCAGUAGCCCCAGCCCGAAUCCUGAGGUGGAAGGCCCUCCAGCCGUCACCAGCGAUGAUCUGUGGUCGGUGAGCCGGGAGGCAGCGCAAGGUAUGGUGGACCGUCUCACGCAGGAGCUGGUGAGGGUCAUGCCAGAGCGGCGACAAAAGAUCUUCCGGGAACUGGCGGGGGCUCGCGAGAAGAAGGAGAAGGACACCUUCCUCACAAAGCUGGGGGAGCUCGCAGGACAGGUCGUCGAGUCACGAUUCGUGGGCCUAGUGAAAGAGAUUUGGCCUGGAGUGUCCACAGGUGGGAAGGCACCCUUUGCGAGGUCCAUCAUGACCUCGCUUCGGUGGAUCAACAGUGUGAGUCAUGAGGAUGAUGGUUUACGAGCCCAGUAG
Molecule: messenger RNA, 933 nt
Organism: Effrenium voratum
Lineage: Eukaryota; Dinophyceae; Suessiales; Symbiodiniaceae
Source: the annotation of a GenBank genome assembly